Messenger RNA from Zychaea mexicana, 2160 nucleotides. RefSeq lists its product as uncharacterized. The transcript is spliced from 2 exons. Gene Ontology annotation, molecular function: protein binding. The record is from RefSeq and is a predicted model, not a curated record. Gene Ontology annotation, biological process: SCF-dependent proteasomal ubiquitin-dependent protein catabolic process. Gene Ontology annotation, cellular component: SCF ubiquitin ligase complex. Lineage: Eukaryota; Fungi; Mucoromycota; Mucoromycetes; Mucorales; Lichtheimiaceae. Bases 108 to 2006 code for a protein of 632 amino acids.
ACACGACCCAGAAAGAGCGAAAGAGAGCCGCUGCGCUUUUCUAUCCUCUUUUCUUCGUUAUCCUCUUUUCCAUUAAAACCCCCACGAUAAGAAAAAGCCUUUAAAAGAUGACCUACCAGUACAAGAUUGGAGAUCGUUCCGCUGACCCUAUGACCGCAGUGUUGCCGUACGAAAUUGUCUUGACGGUGUUUUCAUUUCUUCCAACUGAACAACUGGUGGAAUGCUUGAAUGUUUCUUCCUUUUGGCGCUAUCGACUUUUGCGCAGUCCAAGUUUGUGGCGAGAAUUGGAAUUGAGGGAAGCCGAUGCACGUUGUGUCAAGGAGUUAUAUCAAGUGGCGAAUAUGGCAACAAGUAUGACCAUCUAUGGCGAUGCUGAUUUGACGGCUGCGUUCGACUUGCUGAUCAAAGGCAAGUUUGAGAGCUUGAAGUUUCUUGGUCUUGAAAUUGAAUGCCCUAGUGAUCACUUGUUCAAAGACAGUAUCUAUCCAGCAUUGGCCACUGUGGGCAGUUUCUUGGACCAGCUUGCUGUGUCCUAUCUAGAUAGCAGCAAACUGUCCCUGGAAAUGGUCACGGAUUACUGUCCCAACUUGACUCACCUUACAUACCACGGUUACAACACAUCUAGUAGCAGUAGUAGUACUAACAUCGUUCGUAACAUUAGCAAGGAUAGCAACUCAAGUAAUCGUCACAUCCACCUUCAGUAUGCAUACAUUCAUGUUGACGAACAGUUAGAUCCGAACGAUUUAUCCUGCUUGCUCCAAAGAACGCGCAAUCUACAACGACUCAAUGUCAGCUAUUGCAAACCGGAAAUUCUGGAUACCAUUUUCAACUGCUGCCCUGAUAUCCCAUAUCUCAACUACAACAUGCCCACGCUGACAUAUUACAAUACCACACAACGAUUGAAACUUAUGAAAAACAACAAGAGCAGGAACAACCAUGCAGAUGAAGACAACUGGCGACGCAACAAAGCAUAUGAUGUUGAUGAUGGGAACGCAGAUGGUGUAGUAGCAGUAGGAGGAGGAGGAGUACUAGAAAAGGCAAAAGGAGGUAUGCAGGUUCUGAAUAUUGUCAAUCAGGGGCCAAUCCUUGAAAGCGACCAGAUCUUGCGAUUCCUCACACACAACAACACGACGCUGAAGGAGUUUGGGCUCACAAGUCGACGAGACGAUGGUGGUUUACAACAGCACCAAGAAAUGCCGAACUUCGCUGCCAUGUAUUUCCCAGACAUCAACAAUUAUACCAAUACGUUACGACGAUUCCACUGUGAUGCUCCCGUCGAUGCCACGAUUUUGUCUUCUGUCAUUCGUCAAUGCGCUUGGUUGGAGGACAUCAAGUUAUCCAACGCAAACACAGAAUGUCUCCAGCACUUAGUGUUGUGCUUGACGCGACGACUUCGCAAGCUGCAUCUGGUAGGAUGUCAAGAGCUGCAGGAACAGGACAUGGGUACUUUUCUGGUGAAUUGCAAACGGACAUUAUCGAGUGGCUACUCUUCCUGCAGCAUGCUUUCGACGGACAAGUCGUUGACCUUAGAAGAGUGUGGAGCAUUGACGGAUACAACACUUGUCCAUUUGGCUGAUAUUCCGACCUUACACACGCUAGUGCUCAAAGAGAUCAACAAUAUUACGGCUGCAGGCAUAUAUACUUUUUUCGAAAAGUUGUCACAAACCUGUCGCAAUGCUUCGUUAAACCAUGGUAAACUUGACAGUCCUUUACUGAAGCGGAUCGAAUUUGAGCAUGUGAAAAGUUUGACGGAUGAUGCGCUUGCAAAGCUCGAUACGGUUGCUCCAGUAGAAUCUAUCGUUUUGAAAGCGCUUCACCACAUAACAGUAAAAGGUAUUCAGAAACUUGUUGAUGGUCAUGCAGCGUCACCGUCGUCGUCUCUUUGUCGAAUCAGCGUCGUUGACUGUAAUCGUAUCGACAAUGCAGAACUAUCCAGCGCGGUUGCUAAUUCGAAAGUUAGGAUUCAUAGAACCAAUCCAUUAAUGGUAGAAGAGUCUAUGUUGUAGUAUGGUACUAUAUUUCUGUUCUUCUAGUAUUGAUAAGAGUACACGUUGUUAGCAGUCCUGUACUAUUAAAAGUCCAUGUACAUACUUUGGCUUCUUGUAAUUAUUCAUCACGAAAGUUAUUCAAAAGUAAAAUUUCAAAAAACCUCCCUGUUGC